CAUAAAAAAGCAGACUUUACGAAAAGCCAAAGGUUUCUUCGUCAACAUGGAAAGAACUUAGUGGAAACUUCUUACUAAAUUCAGAGCUGAGAUUGGCUUAACCUCACUUUAGCAGGCUCCGAUCUUCUUGUUAGAGAGAGAGAUAGAGACACAAACAGAGAUAGUUUCUUUUUUGGUUCACUCUUUGCUUUUUUGAAUUAACUUGUGUCUUCACCGGCGAUGACUACGGCGGAGGCGGAUUACGUGAAAGUCAAAACGUCGGUAUGGUGGGACAUAGAGAACUGUGAGGUGCCCAAAGGUUGGGAUGCGCAUGCGAUUGCGCAGAAUGUGAGGUUGGCUUUGUGGAAUAUGAACUAUUGUGGACCUAUCUCCAUUUCGGCUUAUGGUGACACCAAUCUCAUCCCUCACGCUGUUCAACAAGCUCUUUCUUCUACUGGUGUUGGGCUUAAUCACGUUCCCGCAGGAGUAAAAGAUGCAAGUGAUAAGAAGAUUCUAGUGGACAUGUUGUUCUGGGCAGUAGACAAUGCUGCACCAGCGAAUUUCAUGCUUAUCUCUGGUGACAGAGAUUUCUCCAACGCUCUUCAUCAGCUACGAAUGAGGACGUAUAACAUUCUUUUGGCUCAGCCUCCACAGGCCUCUGCACCGCUGGUUGCUGCUGCCAAGAAUGUAUGGCUCUGGACAACCCUAGCCUCAGGAGGUCCUCCCCUUACAAGUAGUGAAUCCUCUGAACUAGUCAACUAUGUACGUCGUCAUGUCUCUAAUAAAGAAGUGUCGAAACAUCCAGUUUCUGAACAAUCUCAGUCCAGCAAACCAACUGAUUCAAGUUCGGAUAUUGGAGACCCCAAGGAUAACAAAACAAGAGAAAAGCAUGUUCGGAAAGGAUUAUGUCAGGGGACGAGAAGAAACAUGCUUGAGAAUAGCAGUGGAACCACCAGUGAAUCCUCUCGACUUGUCAACAAUGGACUUUGUCAUGUCUCUAAUUAUGAAGUGUCGAAAUAUCCAGUUUCUGAGCAGCCUCAGUUCAGCAAACCAAUUGAUUCAACUUCUGACGCUGGAGAUACCAAGGAUCACAAAACCAGAGAAAACCACAUUCCAACAGGAUCACCUCAAGAGACAAGAAGAUAUAUGCAUCAGAAUGGUAGAGGACCCACAGGUGAAUCUGUUACUGCCAGCAGAAUAUGCAAUGUUGUAUGUGAUAGCUCUGCAAAGUUCACCGCACACCUCUCAGAUAAAAUGCAGAUAUCUCAGCCUGCCUUCCUAGAAAGUCGCAAAGCUCCGGCCAACAUUUCAGCCAAACCCAUACAAGAAGCGGUGCUUGUGGAGCCUGUGGUGUGCAAAGUUUGCCACAUCAGCUGCACCAACAAUGAUGCGUAUAAAAAGCACACCUAUGGAAAAAGACACAGAAACAACUUGGAACUGAAUUUAGAAAAGUCCAAAAACAUUUCGUUGGGACCAGUCGUGUCUUCUAAUGAGGUCCUAGAGAAACAUAUGAAGAAUAAGAAGGCGAUUGAAGGUAAAGCUAAGGCAAACGCUGAUUUCGCAUGUCUUAUGUGCAAUGUCGUGUGCCAUAGUCAAAUUGUUUUUGAUUCUCAUCUGAGGGGUCAGAAGCAUGCUAACAUGCUGAGUCAAUCAGAGGCACUCGUGGAUUCUAAGAAGCUGCAAGAGAAAAGUGUCGGAUUAAAUGAUCAACCAAGUAUUGCCGAGCCACUGUUGCAGUCUCAAAAGGCUCAAGAGAAUACCAAGUGCUUUGAGAAACUUCUUUCUGUGGCGAUUCAGUCAGAGGUACUAAUUGAUUCUACUAAGAAGCUUCAAGAGAAAGGUGUUGAAGACAAGGAUCAACCAAGAGAAAAAACUGUACAUCCUAAAGCAAACGCUAAUCUCGUUUGUCAUUUGUGCAAUGUGGUGUGUCAGAGUCAAAUUGUCUUUGAUUCUCAUCUAAGGGGUAAGAAGCACGCUGCGAAGCUGAGUCAAUCAAAGGCUUUCAUUGAUUCUAAUAAGAUUGAGGAGAAAGGUGUUGGAGAAAAGGACCAACGAAGGGAAACAAUUGCAGAGCCUCAGUUGCAGUCUCAAAACGCUCAAGAGAACAGCAAGUGCUUUGAAAAGCAUGUUGUCAUGGGGAAGCCAUCAGAGUUGGAUCAGGAACUUAUCAAUGCUAUGGCUAGGAAGUUUGAAGUAAAAGAUGUCCGAGAUAAUAAUCAACCAAUAGAAAAAAUUUCAGAACCUCGGUCGCAGUCUCAAAACACUCAAGAGCAUACCAAGUUUUUUGAGAAGCAAAACGAAGAGUUGAGAAAGAUUUGUGGCACCUCAGAAAGCAGUGUAAAAGAAAAUUUUCAAAGUACUAAAGACCAGGUAGAGACUGUUCACAAACUGAUUCUAAAUGGAGAAAUUUUCUCUGGUGCCCUAAGAUCUGAUUUUGAAGUACCCAGAGAAACAAGGGAAUGUUCUGAUGGUAUUGUCAAGCCUAUAACCCUGUUCGAAAGAGCAAAUGAGCAUUCAGGGGAGGUGAAGAAGGGAAAGGACGUGAUGGUUGCCUUUGGAGCCAGCGAUGAUGCUCAGUCCAGCGUUUCAACCAAACCUGUGAAGGAACCAGAGGUUUUGCAGCCUGUGUGGUGCCAAGUCUGUCAGAUGAGUUGCAACAGCAAGGUUGCAUAUGCAAAUCACGCCUAUGGGAAAAAACACCGACAGAAGUUGGAAUCACAAGCAGCCAAGAACGAAAAUAUGUCUAAAGGACCACCCAAGCUUUCUAAAGACAACGGAGAGAAAAAGAAGAAAGUAGCUUGCAAAAACCAAACCACCUUUGAUUCUCAUCUGAAGAGUCAGAACCUUUCUGCCAUUGUCAAGGAGCCAGUAGAGGCACUUGUGAAUUCAAGGAGAACUCAAGAAAUUCCGACAGAAGCAUUGGAGCAGUUCAUUGUUGACUCAAGGACAAUCCUAGAAGAAACCGAUCAAGAAACAGAAACAACAGAGGAGCACACACUUGUAAAGAUCAACAAUCUUGAGUUUCGAGGGGCACCAGAAGAUAAAGUGGAAAUGAAGGAGAGACACGUCGUAUCUGAGAACUUGGUGCAGCGUGUCUUCACUGAACAAAACCGAGAGUCUAGAAUACUUAAAGAACCAAGAGGAUGUGUAGAUGUGAUUCCUGUGGCUGUGAAAGUAGAACUACCACCAAAUGUGAAUGCGGCCAAGAAAUGGCAAGAUGAGCUGAAACAUAAACCUGAACCAAAAGCAGGGGAACCUGCAGGAAUCAAGGGACAUCUUGGAGAGGCUGCCAAAAGGGAAGAGAGUAACUUUUGGACUCGCCUCUGGGGGAAGAAGAGUUAAAGUACUGUUAAACAUGAUCUAAGGAGAUGGUUAUUUGAACUGUUGGAAAUGAUAACAACUUGGUAAUUUCAUUUUGCAAAUUAGUAUGUUUAUGUUGUCAACAAUGAAUGUUUGUCUAAAUGGCAUUUUCUAAUUUCUAUGUUUUAUUUUGGAUUGGC
Molecule: messenger RNA, 3479 nt
Organism: Capsella rubella
Lineage: Eukaryota; Viridiplantae; Streptophyta; Magnoliopsida; Brassicales; Brassicaceae
Exons: 11
Coding region: 220-3321 (1033 amino acids)
Biological process (GO): regulation of gene expression
Cellular component (GO): peroxisome
Molecular function (GO): RNA nuclease activity; nucleic acid binding; zinc ion binding
Source: RefSeq, a predicted model, not a curated record